UGUGCGCCGCCAUGACACUGCUCCAGCAUGCUGUUCGCCAUGCGGGUCUCCACUGUCUCCAGUUGAUGCUUUUUCUUGACGAGUCAAGGAGGAUUGAUUUAAACAACCACAUGAUAAAACAUGACUGACAGUGAUGAUGAAGUCCCCCAAUUGAGUGCUGCUACCCUUGCAGCCCUUCAAGAGUAUUACACAGAAUGUCAAGAAAGAGACGACCAAAUACACCAGAUAAUGAAUGAUGAUCACAUAAACCUGAGACAAGACGAAACUGACAAUGUUAUCUUCGGCGAGGAUUGGCAACUGAGUCAAUUUUGGUACGACGAUGAGACUGUUGAUGCUUUAGUAAAGGGGGCCAUAGAAGCCACAGAGGUUGAUGGAAAAAUAGGGCUUAUAUCGUGCCCGACAUUAUAUAAAUCAUUAAAGAGACAGGCUGGAGAUAGAACGGUCACAUUAUUCGAAUACGAUACGAGAUUCUCAAUAUUUGGAAAAGAUUUUGUUCGAUACGACUACAAAUCACCGUUGAAUCUCCCUCGAGAUAUGUCGAGUAUGUACGACCUCAUAAUUGCAGACCCUCCAUUUUUGUCUGAAGAAUGUUUAACGAAGACCGCAGUAACCAUGAAAUUUUUAACAAAGAGAAAUCUCGUACUCUGCACAGGUGCUGUCAUGGAGGAUUUAGCUGAAAGACUUCUAGACCUAAAGAAAUGUAAAUUUGAACCACACCACAAAAACAAUUUAGCCAAUGAAUUUUAUUGUUAUUCCAAUUUUAAUUUUGAUAAACUGUUGCAAUGAUUGCGUUGAAGUAAUUGUAGUUAGAGUUUUGAGGAUGUGUUCAGGUGAGCAUCUCGGGCAAGUUUUAUGGCAUAUUUGGCUGUGCCAGGUGCUGUACAGAUGCCAUAACCACCGUGACCGUAGUUAUGGACGACCUGAAAUGAAAGAUUUUCAUUUAAUGUUGAAAAUAAUCGUUAGCCACAGGCCAUAAAAAGCUUUUUUACACUGAGAAAAAAAUAUCGUAGAAUCUACGGUACAUAUUUAUUGAAUAUAUGUUCUCUCGUAUGAAAAUAGAAUUCCAUUAUUUCAA
Diachasmimorpha longicaudata is the source of this 1075-nucleotide messenger RNA. RefSeq names its product EEF1A lysine methyltransferase 1. The record is from RefSeq and is a predicted model, not a curated record. Lineage: Eukaryota; Metazoa; Arthropoda; Insecta; Hymenoptera; Braconidae. The transcript is spliced from 4 exons. Bases 121 to 786 code for a protein of 221 amino acids. Gene Ontology annotation, molecular function: protein-lysine N-methyltransferase activity; nucleic acid binding. Gene Ontology annotation, biological process: methylation.